CACACUGUGACAUGAUGGAGCGGUUCGAUAAAGGCUCUGGAAUGACGGAACUGUUUGCCGAAGCGGCCCGUUGGGAGGUCAGGUCGGCUAGCCCGGGUGCUGAUUGCUAUGGAAUCAUAACUCAAGCAAUGCAGACACGCCGAGUCUUGGGCUCGCAUAGUGCGGGAUAGAGCCAGCGGGGUGGUUGCUAAUUCCCGGACGUGGGCUUCGGCCGUUGGCGUCAUAAUUCUGCGCCUUCCAGGAGAGAGGAUUAAAACAUCCACGAUAGAGCAGGGUCUCAAGACGCAUGGGUCCUCCUCGCCUCCUUCCUUCAGCCCCAGUGCCUUCCUGAAGCUGGCGAUAGCGGGCUGACUGAUGUCCCGCGGCAGGAGCAUGGGGAGCUUCUGGUUGUUUAAGCAUUCACGAUGCAACCGCGGCCGACUCGGUUCUGUCUCUUGGGGAAGGCGUGCAGGAGCCACGAGCUCUGGAACAAGGCACCUUUAAAUACCUCGCUCGCGGCUCCGACCUUUCUUCUGUCUCUUCACCCAUCCAUCCUCUCUUCUCUCCCCUCGUCUCCUCCACCUCACCCGACUUCAUAGUCGCCUUCCAGUCCAUCUUGCCUUAUUUUUGGAAGCCCUUUUGGCUGCUCUACAUAGCCUCUUCUUUUUAGGACCGUUCCAAGAGCCGCUCGAGGGAAUCUCAUCUAACCGCCAUCCCUCUCCACUGUCCCUUGAGCCUGCCCCUGUCGGUUAGACACGAGCCAGUCGCCAAACCUCCAGGGCCUCUGCAUCCCAAGCACGCCAAGAUGCGCGGGCGGGACAAGUUUCAGUCCUUCAAGAGACCGGCGCUGGCCGUCGUGGUCUGCGUAGUGGCUCUGCUCGCAGGCGUCUUCCUCGAGACGGUCAGCAUCGGUCAACUCGUGGCAGCUCAAGAGCAGCAGCACAAGCCGCAGCCUCAGACACCGCAUAUUCCCUCUGAGAAUCGGCCUUCGGUUGACGCCCGCUCGGCUACUGGUCCGAAUCCCAAGCCGCAGGUUGACGUGGCGGUUGUCGACGCAGACGCCAUCCCUCCCCUCGGCGGCAUCCUCAAGACCAUCCUCGGCGGCGGCGCUCCCAAGCCUGCCGUUGCCACUGCUGCGCCUCCUGUUGCCGCCCUGCCUCCUGUGGCUCCAGCGCCUGCCGCCCCGGCCUCGGGAGGCAUUCUUGGUGGACUUGUGCCAGGGCUGCCUGCUCUUCCUGCCCCACUCCCAGUCUUGCCGCCUGUGGCCCCGGUCCCUGGCUCAGAUGGCAGUGGCGGCCUCGUGGGUGCGCCUCUGCCUCUUCCAGCUCCCCUGCCUGGCCUUCCAGCCGCCUUGCCGGUUCCUGCUCCUGCUGCGGGUUCUGCUGGAGCUGGUGCUUCCACUGGGGGCUCACGGCCUAAGCUCGGUCUCCUCGGCGGACUCGGCGGCUUGGUGGACGACAUUCUCAACCCUCAGACCGGGAUCGUGGCUGGAGUUAUCGGAGCCGUCAACAAUAUCUUGCCCAUCCCAGCAGAUGUGGCCAUUCCCAUUCCAGGCGUGGAUGGUAUUUUGAAUGCCGCAUCCGAAGCCCUCCAGCUCGAGGACCCGCUCAAGGUUGUCACGGCUAUCCUAGACGAGGUCGGCAGCGUCGUGGAGAACGUCGGGAAAGAGCUCAAUGGCGUGGUCGGCGGUGUGGCCAACACAGUUGACGGUGUUGUUGAGAACCUCGCGGACGGCGCCCUGGCGGGUCUUGGUGUGCCCCUGCCGGACCUCAGCAUUCUCAGCAACAUCACCAACCUUGUCAAGGCAUUGCCUGGGGAGAUUCUGGACACAGUUGAGGCUGUCCAUGGCAGCCUCGGUGCCCUUCCCCUAGACGCGGUCCUCCCGAACGCCAUCAAUGGUGUCGUGGACGCGCUUGAAGACACACUGAGCGGUGUCGCCCAGGUUGUCGACAACCUGGUCUGCACGGUUGAGCAGAUUGGGGCAGUUUCUGGCAUUCUGCAAAUCCCCUGCUCGCAGGUAACAUUUUCCAACUCGGAUGCCUCUCUGGCGACACAGGGAGCACUUGCAGUUGUCGUCACCACGCCUGUCAACCUCCUGGCGACUCUCACUGAUUCGGCCGGCUCGGCCCUGCUCCCAACACUGGCUGCGGCGAACAGUCUCAAAAGCAUGGCAUCCAGCGCAGGCAUGGCCCUCCCUACCAAUGGAGCUGCAUUACUUCCGUCUGUAGCAGCUCCGGGUUCGUCCUCUGCACCAAGUGCCCCCGUUGCUGGCACUCCACCGCUGGCUGUUGUUUCCGCCGCGGCACCGCUGUCGACUUCACUUCCAUUGCCCAUCAUCCCGACUCGGCCACUGGCUCCUUCGGCACCAGCCAGCGCGGUCACAGUGACACAGGUGGUCACAUCAUGCCCUGCAACCAUAUCUUCAACUCCUGUUGGGUGCCCGGACCCGCCGCCGUGUCCGUCCUGCCCGGCCGCCGCCUGCAACUGUCCCCCUGAGCUGCCGCCUUUCGACCCUGCCCUUGGCCCGUGUCCGGGCCAGGGCUACACGUGCUCUUCCUGCAAAGACGGCUGGUUUUGUCCCCCCAAGCAGGUGCCGGCGCAAGCCUGCCCGUGCGGCUUUGGCUGGCCUUGCGAGGAUUGCACUGGCGGUUGGUUCUGUGCACCGGUGCAGACCUCGAGCGCCCAGAUCAUCAACGUCUGCCCUGCAUCGUCUGUCCCUCGUGGCUCGUCGACGUCCUCGUCGGCAGCACCGUCGGUGCAACCGACCUUGGCCCUACCCAACGGCAGGUAUGCUGGCUGCUACCUCGACACACCCGAGCGAGCACUUGGCGGCUUCAAUUUCACUGCUGUGCCACCGGACCAUACCAUGACAAAUUCCAUCUGCCUUGACUUCUGCCUCGAGGCUGGUUUCAAGGUGGCUGGUACUGAGAACGGAGCCGAGUGCUGGUGCGACAACUGGUUGUUCAACACGUACUUGAUUGACGAUUCGGCCUGCAAGACGCCCUGCACAGGCGACGGUCAUGAUAGCUGCGGCGGAUCAUGGGCCCUUGCCGUCUAUACUUCGGACGGUAACGUCGAAGUGAGACAGCCCGAGUUUGUGCUCACAGACCCCCCUCCGGGAACGCCAGAGACGUCGGUUCACAUUGGCGGUCUCCGGCAGACGGUGAUCCCCAUGACGGUGCCCGUCUUCGCUUGGCCGCCGCCUGCUCCUUCGUUGCCCGUCUCUAUCGACACGGCCGCUCUCAUCUCGACGGUUGCCUCGAUGGUGGAGGUGGUUGUCUCAAAGGCGGCCGCUAUCGAGUCGGACAUCUUGUCUCGUGUCCCAGCAGGCCUCGCCGGUUCUGCUUCCAUCGUCGACAAUGGACUCAUGAGCCUGACGAGCGAUAUCAGGUCAUUUGUCUCUGCUGUGGCCACUGCUCUCCCUGUUCUUCCCACCAUGCCAGGACCGGCACUGCCAGCGGUGACGACCUCUGGUGCACCAGCCGGCGGCGGCGUUGUUGUCAUCGGCAAUCCUCCGAUUGUCAACAAUCCGCCUUCAGGGCCUGUCUCGGGCGGCGCUCUUCCAGGAAAUCCUCAAGUCCUUCCUUUCCUGGGCACUCCGUUCUAUGGUCGCACGAGCAAAGGAGAUGUCGACGGAUCCAACGAGAACCCGGACCAGCCCAAGGGCGGAGGCCAAGAAAGCGAUAGUUCGGCGGUUGACGAGGAGAGCGCGCAUAGCUCUGACCCGGUCGAUCGACCGGGGGCUCGCAGGAGGAGACUUCCGCGCCGACGUAGCGAGUCGACCAACGCGGAUGCACAGCCUUGACGGAACAACACUGCCCGGUCAGCGCUCUCAAAUCAUGAGCCUCUGCCUUUGCUCUUUUUCGUUUACAUUGCCCAUUUUCGGAUGCGCACAGCAGCCUUUCGUCUGUUAGGCCCCAUCGCCCAUGAUAUCUUGAUGAAGGACGAGUAUUUACAGAGCUUUGAGGAAGAGUGUUUGCUCAAUGAUUUUUAGCUAGGGCCUGUUUAGUUUCUGCUUUUUAUUGGACGGUCAUAGGAUAUGUCAUAGUCAUGAUAUGGGCUUACUGAGGCCACUGAGCCUUUUUGACACACUCGUUUGAGGGAUAGGGGAGAAAGGGGUGAGGAUGAAUGGUGCGUAUACCCAGCCAAGCGCUCACGACGUCACUCAACGCGGUCUGGGCACGUAAUGUGGAAGAGGGGUGGCAUAGAUAGAAGUGAGAUAGGCGACGAUAUAGACAUUGCCAAUGCACGGCCAGAUUUUCAC
Gaeumannomyces tritici R3-111a-1 is the source of this 4243-nucleotide messenger RNA. RefSeq lists its product as hypothetical. The coding region runs from base 785 to 3784 and encodes 999 amino acids. The transcript is spliced from 2 exons. NCBI's taxonomy places the organism in Eukaryota, Fungi, Ascomycota, Sordariomycetes, Magnaporthales, Magnaporthaceae. The record is from RefSeq and is a predicted model, not a curated record. Gene Ontology annotation, cellular component: plasma membrane.